This is a messenger RNA of Fusarium tjaetaba, 3849 nucleotides long. RefSeq lists its product as uncharacterized. Gene Ontology annotation, molecular function: hydrolase activity, hydrolyzing O-glycosyl compounds; chitin binding. The transcript has 9 exons. The coding region runs from base 1 to 3849 and encodes 1282 amino acids. The record is from RefSeq and is a predicted model, not a curated record. Gene Ontology annotation, biological process: carbohydrate metabolic process. Lineage: Eukaryota; Fungi; Ascomycota; Sordariomycetes; Hypocreales; Nectriaceae.
AUGCGAAUGCGCACGUGGCUGUUCGGCCUGCUGCUGCUAUGUCUUUGCCUAGCAGUAGCAGCGCAGGACGACACUACAUGCAGCGCAAGCAAACGCUGUAAGAAUGGCUGCUGUAACAAAUCCGGCAACUGUGGCUUUGGCCCUGAUUAUUGCGGAACCAACUGUCAAUCGGACUGCGAUCGCAAGUCGGAGUGCAAUCCUGGAUUUGGCUCUAAAUGGGCCGAAAACGACAAAUGUCCUCUCAAUGUCUGUUGCUCCAAGCACGGGUAUUGCGGCACUACCAAAGACUUCUGCGGUUCGAAAAAGGUUAAGAAGCCCAGUUGCAGCAAGACUGGCGAUGUCUCUCGAGUUAUUGGAUACUUUGAGGGAUGGGCGAAAGCCCGUCCCUGCGAAGCCUUCUCCCCCGAGCAGAUUCCGAUCGGACUAUACACGCACAUCAACUUCGCUUUCGCCACCAUCGACCCCAAGACCUUCGAGAUAAAGCCAGACAAAGAAUCCGACAUCCGAAUGUAUAAGCGUCUUACCGAACUCAAGAGACGGGAUCCUGAACUCAAGGUCUAUAUCGCAGUUGGUGGCUGGACCUUCAAUGACCCAGGUCCAACCGCGUCUACGUUUUCCGACCUUGCAGCUUCUCUUCCUCGUCAAAGAGCCUUUAUGAAGUCCCUUGUGUCGUUCAUGAGUACCUACGGGUUCGAUGGCCUGGACUUGGACUGGGAAUACCCUGUCGACACGGACAGAGGCGGUCGGGCCGUUGACUUUGCCAAUUUCCCCAAGUUCAUGGAGAGACUCAAGAGCAUGUUGGACGCCGCCGACAAAGGUCUCAGUAUCACGCUGCCUGCGUCGUAUUGGUAUCUGAGACAGUUCGACAUCAAGAAACUCGAAAAAUCGGUUGACUUCUUCAACAUUAUGUCCUACGACUUGCACGGUGCCUGGGACCAAGGCAAAAACUACACCCAACCCUUCCUCAAUGCUCACAGCAACCUCACGGAGAUCGACCUCGCCCUCGAUCUGCUUUGGCGAAACAACAUUCAGUCGGACAAGGUUGUCCUCGGCAUGGGCUUCUACGGUCGCGCUUUCUCGGUCCAGACUGGAACCUGUACCAAACCCGGUUGCUUGUUUAAGGCAGCGGGUAAGGCUGGGGACUGUAGUCGCGAGAGGGGCAUCCUGCUGAACUCGGAGAUUGUCACUACUAUCAAGAAGUACAACAUCAAGCCCGAGUUCUAUAAGGAGGAGGCUGUCAAAGUUGCCAAAUGGGGUAACCAAUGGGUUUCCUACGAUGACGAGGACACGUUCAAACUCAAGACUGAUUAUGCGAAAUCUCGAUGUCUUGGAGGUGUCAUGGUAUGGGCCAUAUCGCAUGAUACCAAAGAGGCGAGGUUUAACAAAGCCUUGGCCUUGUCACUGGACCGCAAAACCACAUCGGGCGAGUUUGACGAGAAUGAGAAGGCAUACGACAUCAAGAAGAUCCCCAACGAGCAAUGUCGCUGGACCAAUUGCAAGGAGGGAUGUCGCAAGGGCUGGGUGGCUGUCCCCCGCAGCGACUCAGGUGCGCGCAAGAACGAGAUCAUGUUUGACGAGACUGGCUGUGGCGGUGAUGGCGGCCAUACCUUCUGCUGCCCUGCGGAUUCUACAAAGAUGCCCACGUGCGGCUGGUACGGGCAUAACAAUGGCCGUUGCCCAACUAGCAGCGAGUGUCCAAGCGACAUGACGGAGAUUGCCUCCAACGAGAUUUACUGCAAGAAGAAAGGCUCGAAGAAGCAAAACUUCCAGACAGCCUGCUGUAAGACCGAUGUCGUGGGUACAAAGGUCUACGGCACUUGCGAAUGGGGCCAGUAUCCGAAGUGCGAUGCUCAGGAAGGCUGCCCCAAUCCUCUCGGCAACAAGAAGAUGGGCUCUCUGUUGGCCUACUCGGCGUCUGGAUCUGGUGGUGGCAACUGCGACGACGCGAAGAAUGAACUUGGUCUCAAUGUCCCUGGUGUGCAGUACCGUAAGUUCUGCUGUAACGACAGCGACAAGAACCUUCGCUUCACAGAUUGCCAGAAGUUCAGGAAUAUUGGGCCGGAACCUGAGGUCAUGCCCAGAGGUUUCUGCCGCAGUGGUUGUCCUCCCGAUCGCAUCCAGGUAGCUAUUGACACCCAGGUCGAUACUUGUGCUAUCGCAGGGGUUGGAGGAAUGGCUCAUUGCUGCAAGACAGACUAUGCCGAGAUUUUUGAGGUGGAGAACCCCAAGAUUGACGCAUUUGAGAACGACGUCAAGGCAUGGUUCAAGAACCCAACUUGUCCAAAAGACAACGGUGACCUUUUCAAGCGCUUUGAUCCGACAAACGACCUUGCGAUUAACUCAUCGAUCUCCAUGGAUUUAUCCCCGAGGGCCAAAGAAUUGGAGGCCGAGCAUUCGAUGGUUAUAGUGCUGGCCCGGCUCAUCGCCGGCAUGGUCUCUAAAGAGGUGGCAGAGGCACUCACACCAAAAUGGGAUCUUGUUGUGGAGGAAGAAUAUCCGAAUCUGGUCGUACAGACCCUCCAGAAAGCGAAGAAGGAGGUGCCCGAAUGGGAGGAUGAGGACCCCGAAGUCAUGUCGCAUUUCACCAUCUGCGAUCCUCAACGGGCCAAUGCUAGGAUCGCUGCUAUACUGGGUAAGGGCAGUGAUGGUAGAACAUUGACACUUAACUGCACAAAUGCCAUUUGCGAGAAUGGCGUUUGUAAUACCUUCCCAGAUGCAGACAAGAGGCGAAGUAACCUUUUAUCCACUCGACAUUCACAUUCUGCGGCACAUCUCCAUAUCCAUCGCUCAUUAAUCGCGCGUCAAGCAUCUGAAGAAGACACUGAAGUAACUAUGGAGGAUAUAGAUGGCAGCGAAACGAAAAUUGAAUACAAAAUUCCUGGGCAUGACGAACCCAAGUCACUCGUAAAGAAGAACCGUAGAGCACAGGUGGUCGAAUUCGUCAACAUAGCGGAUUGUUCCGAAACCAGGUUAUGGUUUACCAAAUGGUCCGCCUCAUUGGAAGGUCUGGGAUUCCAGACUGAACAUCUUGUUGACAAGAGCAUUUUGAAGGGCUUCUUGGCACACGCAUCACUUGGAGUGUUGCCAUCUGGAGCUACUAGUAUGUACGGUCCGAUACCAGCUGUGUUCUUCGAAGAGGCUGUCAGACUUGGGCAAGUCCAUCGUGGUUUCCCCCGAAUUUCCGGGGGCUUCGACGACAGCAACUUACUGAGCCGCAUGUUCGAGUGUCUUGGCAGCAAGCUCAACUUCAAAAACUUCGUUAUCGUUUCGGGUGAGGUUAACUCAGCCAAAGGCUUCUUUUACACAUUCCAGAUUAUGUAUUUCAGAAACCCAAUAGCCCUCAACAAGCUCAGAGGUAAGGCAAAAGACAAACUAGACGAAUUACUGGCAACCAUGCGGGCGGUCACUGCAUUUUUUGACUACAUGAACUCAGUCGACUCGUCAGAAGCAGACUCUAAAGGCAAAACAGUCUGGAAAAAGUUUAACAAUAUAGUGAGCAAUGUUGUCAGGCAAUUGCUUUGGGCUGAAAGUCUGUGGGAACGGGAACAUCCAGGUCGUCCUGUUGCAGCAGCUCAGUUCUUCGUGGAGUAUCUCAAGGACCAUUACGCUGAGGUGGGACUUCAUGCCAGAGAGUGGCUUGAGGCGGCUAUCGAGGCACUCGAAGCAGAGCUUGGAGUAUCUUCCGGUGAUAGAGCCCUGGAGAUUAGAAGGGCCAUCGCUCAUUAUAAGAAGAAUAUGGUGCACGUGAUGGUCAAUACCGAUUGGCGCAUCGAUCUCUUGAGGGAUGAUGACGACCCCAGUGAGGGUGAUGAGGAUGGUGAUGAGGAUAUGGAUAUAGACUCAGAUUGA